AUGAAUACAUACUUAUCACAGUCAAUAGAUUCUACUGAUCUGACAAAUGCUCGACAAACUUUAAUAGACAAAUCACAAUCGACUGAGACUUUAUCGCGUUCAAAAUCAUCUUCCAACGAAAAAAAUCAGUUCACUGAUGACCAUCGUCCGACGGGAUCAUCAUCCGACUCUGAUACAUCAAUAAUGAAUACGAAAUCAAAAUUUAAAAUUAAACAACGAUGCGUUCUUUCAUUAUCUAGUGAUGAUAACGACAAUAAUAAUGAAAUGGUAUAUUUAAAUGUAAAAACAAAAUAUGCUAUUGAAGAUGAACACCAACGUCGAAAACGUUUAGCUAAAAUACAAAAAUUACACAAUAAUAUUCUACUUAGACAAUCAUCUUUUAUACCAAAUAGUAAAAUUUAUAAUUCAGAAAAGUCAAAUCUUCGUUUAAUACUCGAAUUCGAUAAAAAAACAAAUAAAUCUAUUAUUGAAGUUUCACCAAAAUUAGUUGCACAUCUAAAAAAACAUCAAUAUGAUGGAAUAAAAUUUCUAUGGAAUAAUGUCUAUGAAUCAAUUUAUGCAAUAAAAACUAAACAACAAAAUACAAAUGGUUGUAUUUUAGCUCAUUCUCUAAAUUGGUCAAAUGAAUUUAACUUUUGGUUAAAAGAUAUUGAACCAUCGAUUAAUCAUUAUCAAUUAACAACAGUUCAGCCUGAUUUACGUGUUGAGUAUCUAAAUAAGUGGUAUGAAAAUGGUGGAGUUCUUAUUAUGGGUUAUCAGAUGUAUGUGCGAUUAGUAAAAGGUGUUGGAAUCGAAAAUAAAAAAAUUCAAAAUGAUGCAUAUCAUUGUCUUUUUAAUCCAGGACCGGAUAUUGUUGUUGCUGAUGAAGGUCAUAUUUUAAAAAAUGCUCAAACAUCUAUUGCAAAUUGUUUAUCAGAGAUCAAAACAUCUCGUCGUAUUGUUUUAACUGGAACACCAUUACAAAAUAAUCUUCUUGAAUAUUAUUGUAUGGUAUCAUUUAUUAAACCAAAUUUACUUGGUGAUCAAGCUGAAUAUAUAAAUCGUUUCGUUAAUCCAAUUGAAAAUGGUCAAUAUAGUAGUUCAAAUGAGCAAGAUGUUUAUUUAAUGAAAAAACGUGCUUAUGUUUUGCAUGAUCUUUUAACUGGUUUCGUUGAUCGAAAAGAUCACUUAUUACUGAAAGAAUAUUUACCACCGAAAUUUGAAUAUAUCAUUAAUAUACGAUUAAGUAAUUUACAAUCAACAUUAUAUUAUCUAUACUUACAAGUAAAAGUUCCUCAAAAACAACGUUCACCUGUAUUAAAGAACGAUUUUAAAUCAGCAAAAUUAUUUGCUGAUUAUCAAUAUUUGCAAAAAAUAUGGACACAUCCAUUUUUACUCUAUCCAUAUUUUAUUAACCGCUGGAAAAAAGGACUCAAGGAUAAUAAUGAUUGUUUAACUAAUGACAAUGAAUUAGAAGAUAUGUUUAUUGAUGAUAAUGAACUAGAAACUGUUUUUAGUGAUGAUGAAGAAAAUAAGGAAGUGGAUGAAUAUAAAUUCCUGAUAUCAGAAACAAGAAAACAUAGAACUUCCACUUCGUCGUCAGAAACAAUUAAUUCUGAUUCAACAUCAAAUGAUACUGAUGAAUAUAUUGAUAUAGGUAACGAUUAUUCAAUGCAAAACCGAUCAUCAUCAACAACUGUUGAUUCAAGCAAAACUAAUAUAGAAAAUAAUAAAAAUUCUCCAGAAGGAAUAACUUAUAAUGAUACUGAAAAAGAAAAUUCUAUUAAACCAUGGUUAUAUGAAAUGCGCAAGCAAUUUUGGUUUCGUUACUUAGAUAGUUUACCCAAUCAAAGUGAAUUUGAUAUAGAAUUAGGUGGAAAAAUUAUAUUAUUAAAAUCAAUUAUUGAUAAAUGCGCUGAAAUCGGCGAUAAACUUCUUGUAUUUUCACGUAGUUUAUAUUCAUUGGAUUAUAUUGAAAAGUUUCUAAAGCAUUUACACAUUCAAAAUGAAAAACAAUAUCAAACUCUUUUAUCAGAAAAAAAUAAUCGCAGCAUACCUACACCAGUACAAUGGAUUUCUGAAAAAGACUAUUUCAGAAUCGAUGGUAAAACAAAAAUUAUAUUAAGAAAAAGUUAUAUAGAAACAUUUAAUGAUCCAUCGAAUUCACGUGUUCGAUUAUUUCUUAUAUCAACAGCAGCUGGUGGUAUUGGAAUUAAUUUAACUGCUAGUAAUCGAAUUAUUGUUUUCGAUGCAAGUUGGAAUCCAUGUAACGAUGCUCAAGCAUUAUUUCGUUCAUAUCGUUUCGGUCAGAAGAAACCAGUUUAUGUCUAUCGAUUUGUAUCUCACGGUACAAUGGAAGAAAAGAUUUAUCAACGACAAGUUGUUAAACAAUCACUUUCAAAACGUGUGAUUGAUGGUCAUCAAAUAGAUCGACAUUUUACUUGGGAGGAUAUAAAAGAAUUAUAUGAUUUUCAAUUAGAAGAAUUACCAGAAGCGACUCAAUCGACAUUAACAUAUUCAACAGAGUCAAAUACUGAUCUAAAUCCUCCAGAGCCGGAGGAUCGUCUUUUAUUUGACCUUUUAAAUGAACAUAGACGUUGGAUAUAUUCAUAUCAUUCUCAUGAUUCUUUAUUAGAAAAUAAGAUUGAUGAGAAUCUUAGUCCUGAAGAACGACGUCAAGCUCUUGAAGAAUAUGAAAUUUUAAAACGUUUACCCAUUCUACGUCAAUCAUCUUCUCAACGUCUUCCACCACAACAAUCAAAUUCUCUUGUUGCAAAUAAUACAGUAAUUCACAACAUUUCAGUUCGUGCUAAAUGGGAACAAAAUGGAGUGACCAUCGUCGGAGAUGCUAGAGAACGUAACGACAUCGAUCAAAUCUAUUGGCCUGUAGACUUAUUUGUUCAUGAUGAUGGAACGAUAAUCUUUACUGAUUGGGCUAAUGAGCGUGUUGUUCGUUGCAACAUUAGUAGUAAGAAUACAGAAGUUAUAGCCGGUGGCAAUUGUACAGGGAGUCGAUUGAAUCAAUUAAGUGGUCCUACCAAUGUUUUAAUGGAUAAAACUACAAAUAGUCUCAUUAUUUGUGAUCGAGGGAAUCGACGAGUGAUACGACAAUCUUGUCAUCACGGUAUUACUAAAACAGAAAUUCUUGUCAAUGAUGUCGCUUGUCGAGGAUUGGCUAUGGAUGAUCAGGGAUUACUUUACGUUGCUGACUACAGAAAACAUGUAGUAAAACGAUAUCGAAUAGGAGAUCAAAAUGGGACCAUCGUUGCAGGUGGCAACGGCAAAGGCAGUGGUCUACAUCAACUAAACAAACCAAGAUAUCUUUUUAUUGAUAAACAGCAAUCUAUUUAUGUGUCAGAUAGUGGCAAUCACCGCGUGGUAAAAUGGAGAAAAUAUGCGAAAAAAGGAAUUACUGUUGCUGGUGGUCGUGGCAAAGGAAAUUCUUUGAGACAAUUAUCGUUUCCUUAUGGACUGUUCGUUGAUGCAUUGGGUACCGUCUAUGUAGCAGACUCGAAAAAUGAUCGAGUGAUGCGUUGGUCUAAAGGCGCAAAAUACGGUACUAUCGUUGUGGGUGGAAACGGGAGAGGCGCAGAGGCAAAUCAAUUUUACUGUCCCAGGAGUUUGUCCUUCGAUCGAUAUGGCAAUCUUUAUGUGGUUGAUUAUUGGAAUCAGCGAAUUCAACGUUUCGCUAUCGAUGAUUGUAGGAUGUGGCUAUGUAAGAUUUUAGGAACAAAUUAUGUACACAAUUGA
Rotaria sp. Silwood1 is the source of this 3729-nucleotide messenger RNA. The record is from the annotation of a GenBank genome assembly. Lineage: Eukaryota; Metazoa; Rotifera; Eurotatoria; Philodinida; Philodinidae.